CCCGGAGCGUCAACAUGGCCGCCGGUUAUUUCUCUUUACUGUAUAAACAAAGAAUUAGUGAAGCCCUUCAUUUGUGUGCCGUUCCUUCCGUUUUUUGUUCAGUCCUUAUCGGCCCUUUCCUCAGUUUACUCGAGAUAAAGACCCUUUAUACGUGAAGUAAGAAUUGUUUGCCUUGUGGGCUCAGUAUCAAAUCUCGUGGAAGGUUACCUUACAGUUCCAGUAUGACCCACCAGCAGGCUUCGGGUUGCAAACGCAUGAGCAACGUGAUUAUUUCUGGGAUCUCGGGGACGUUAACCUGAGAACAACAAUACCCACAGCUUUGUGGCCAGGCAAAAGUGAAAGAAAGUUGAAAUAAUGGUGGGGGAGCACUCACAGUUAGAACAGGACUCCAGUGCUUCAGUUCCGUUCAGGCCGUAAUAGCGCUUUACGACCUGAAAUGUUGAGUAGUUCAAGGUCUGGUAAUACUUGGUGCAUCCAGCCUUGCUGCCUGGCCUGCCUGUCGCCUUCUGAGCUGCUGCGAGUGCGAGGACAGCAUGGCGGAUCCCGAGCCUGAGGGGCUGCCCCUGAGCCAGGAGUCCUUCCAGGAGCUCUGGAACAUGGUGGCUGUGCCUCCUGAAAAUGCUCAGUGGCCAGACCUGCAGAGCAUGCUGUAUACCAAUGAAUUGGUUCCCAACGCCAUCGACAGCCUGUACGAGGAACUGGAGCCUCACGUCUCCAUGCCCCCCCAGCCCAUGGUCUCGAACCCGGAUGGCUUGGCGCCCUCUUCCUCCACUGUGCCAUCCACGUCCGACUACCCCGGAGAGCUGGGGUUCCAGCUGCGCUUCCAGCAGUCUGGCACUGCCAAGUCGGUCACCUGCACUUACUCCCCAGAUCUGAACAAGCUGUACUGCCAGCUGGCUAAGACCUGCCCUGUCCAGAUCUUUGUGUCUAACCCACCACCCAUGGGUGCCCUGAUCCGAGCCAUGGCUGUCUACAAGAAGUCGGAGCACGUAGCCGACGUGGUCCGCCGCUGCCCGCAUCACGAGAGGGCCCCCGAAAACAACGAAGGUCCUGCACCCCCAGGGCACCUGAUCCGCGUGGAGGGUAGCCAGAUGGCACAGUACAUGGAAGACGGUAACACCCGCCGGCAGAGUGUGCUGGUGCCCUACGAGUCUCCUCAGCUGGGGUCAGAGUGCACCACUGUGCUCUACAACUUCAUGUGCAACAGCAGCUGUAUGGGUGGCAUGAACCGGCGCCCCAUCCUCACUAUCAUCACCUUGGAGACCAAGGAGGGUCAGCUCCUGGGGCGCCGGUGUUUUGAGGUACGCGUGUGCGCCUGCCCCGGCCGAGACCGCAAGACGGAGGAGGAGAACUUCCACAAGCAGCAGGAGAAAGGGAGCAGCAAGUCGACGGGGAGUAACAAGCGCAAUAUUAAAGAAGUGAACCAGUCCACUCCCCCGUCUGACAACAACAAGAAGACCAAGUCCAGUUCGAGCGCUGAGGAGGAGAUAUUCACCCUGCAGGUCCGGGGCCGGGAGCGAUUCGAGAUGCUGAAGAAGAUCAACGAGAGCCUGGAGCUGAAGGAUCUGGUCCCAGUGGCGGACCUGGAGAAAUACCGCCAGAAGCUGCACACCAGGAGCAGCAGCCGGAGGGAGAAGGACAAGGAAAAAGAGCCCAAGAAAGGGAAGAAGCUGUUGGUGAAGGAGGAGAAGACUGACUCCGACUGAGGCCUGAAGAGUGCCAAAAAAUGCCCCCUGUUUGAAAUCUGCAGCCCAUGUUUACAGGCCGUUAGCGCUGCAUGUAACCUAAACUAAUGAUCAGGAUCAUGUGGAGUUGAUCUUGUUUUGUCAUCAGAGUAUUUUUGUCAAUGGGGUUGUCUAGACCUGUUACUACAGCUGGAUGCUGACUCAGCCAGGGGGCAUUUUUUUAUUGACGCCCCUUCCUUGUUUUAGCAAGAAAGGGAUAAAGGUUUCAGAACCGGUUGUAUGACAGAAAUCUUCUUUUAGCUGGAAUGUUUUUUUUACUAUAUAGACUAUUUUUUAUGCCAUUUUUUUUUACACAACAGUGCUCUGACUAUAGUGGCCGUGAUGGCAAAUUUGUAUUAGUUACUUUCAUACUGCAAUAAUACUUGGAACGCCACAAGUAUGAGUAAAGUGGCUUCGGUUUUGUUCUUCUCAAUGUGCUGUUCCUUCUCUAGCAGCCAGCUGUCACUGCCCUAUCGAAUAAACCAAGAUGGACCAUGGGCUGCUUGUGUGCUACGGUUAGUUGCAGUUCAGUCCUUGUCCAGCUGGUAUUUGGUGGACGAGCUGGAUUACUUUGGUAUUGACAAUUAUUCUUGGUGAAGAAGAAACUGGCAGGUGGUGUGACAUUGAAUCAUGAAAGUGAUGAUGUUACUUCCUGCUCCCUGUUUUUCACCACUUCCAGCAUAUAAUCUUGUAAGCUGAGGAUGACAAGAACUACAAAUAAAAAGUCUGGAGUGUU
Messenger RNA from Lepisosteus oculatus (spotted gar), 2460 nucleotides. RefSeq names its product tumor protein p53 (gene tp53). The record is from RefSeq and is a predicted model, not a curated record. Gene Ontology annotation, molecular function: RNA polymerase II cis-regulatory region sequence-specific DNA binding; DNA-binding transcription factor activity, RNA polymerase II-specific; protein binding. NCBI's taxonomy places the organism in Eukaryota, Metazoa, Chordata, Actinopteri, Semionotiformes, Lepisosteidae. Gene Ontology annotation, biological process: apoptotic process; regulation of transcription by RNA polymerase II; protein tetramerization. Gene Ontology annotation, cellular component: nucleus.